This is a messenger RNA of Frankliniella occidentalis (western flower thrips), 796 nucleotides long. Its product is annotated as atrial natriuretic peptide receptor 1. Gene Ontology annotation, biological process: protein phosphorylation; receptor guanylyl cyclase signaling pathway; intracellular signal transduction. The record is from RefSeq and is a predicted model, not a curated record. NCBI's taxonomy places the organism in Eukaryota, Metazoa, Arthropoda, Insecta, Thysanoptera, Thripidae. Gene Ontology annotation, molecular function: peptide receptor activity; guanylate cyclase activity; protein kinase activity.
GGACCACGAGUCGGGCAACAUCCUGGACAACCUGCUGUCGCGCAUGGAGCAGUACGCCAACAACCUCGAGUUCCUGGUGGACGAGAGGACCAGCGACUACCUCGAGGAGAAGCGCAAGUGCGAGGAGCUGCUCUACCAGCUGCUACCAAAGUCGGUGGCCAGCCAGCUCAUCUCGGGCCAGUCCGUGAUGGCCGAGACCUACGACAGCGUGACCAUCUACUUCAGCGACAUCGUCGGCUUCACCUCGCUGUCGGCUGACUCGACGCCCCUCCAAGUCGUCGACCUGCUCAACGACCUGUACACGUGUUUCGACUCCAUCAUCGAGAACUUCGACGUGUACAAGGUCGAGACGAUCGGCGACGCCUACAUGGUGGUGUCCGGGCUGCCCGUGCGGAACGGCCUGCAGCACGCCCGGGAGGUGGCGCGCAUGGCGCUGGCGCUGCUGUACGCCGUCAGGGACUUCAAGAUCCGCCACCGGCCGGGCCUGAGCCUCCGCCUGCGCAUCGGCCUGCACAGCGGGCCGUGCGUCGCCGGGGUGGUGGGGCUGAAGAUGCCCAGGUACUGCCUGUUUGGCGACACGGUCAACACGGCGUCCCGGAUGGAGAGCAACGGCGAAGCGCUCAGGAUCCACGUGAGCCAGGCCACCAAGACCAUCCUGGACGCCUUCGAGACGUUCGAGCUGGAGUGCCGCGGCGAGGUGGAGAUGAAGGGCAAGGGCCGGCAGGUGACGUACUGGCUGCUGGGGGAGAGGAAACCCCCGUCCUCGGCGACGGCCGCCCCCGCGGUCUCCGCCGCC